AUGGCGAAGAAAAUGCAAGAAAAAUUUGCCAAGUAUUGGAAAAAAUUGAGUCCAAUAUUGGCAAUGGCAGUCGUUUUAGACCCUCGAUUGAAGUUUGAAUUUGUAGAGUUUACUUUAGAAAAGGUGUAUCCUGUUGAGCGUGAAAUGAAGAAGGAAGUUGAUAUUAUUAGAAAAAGGAUGGCGGUACUCUAUAAAGAGUAUCAUACGGCGUCAACUUUAAGAGGUUCGACAACAACCAAUGAAACUCAGAAUUCGGGUACUGUAAAUGGUGGGAAUUCUGGACGCAAUGGAAGUGCUUUUAUGCAGGAAUUUGCCGCGGAAAAAAAAAGUGGUGGUCAACAAUCUGACAAGUCAGAACUAGAACAAUAUCUAAGUGAGUCAUCAGGAUCAAUGUCAACUGAUUUUGACAUCUUGAAGUAUUGGAGAAGCCAAGAACUACGAAACCCUAAUCUUACAAGAAUGCCUUGGGGAAGGGUACUUGACAGAUAUCGCAGCUCCUUAUCACCUGAAAGUGUCGAGGCAUUGAUAACAACUCGUGAUUGGAUAUAUGGAAUCGGAGCUGCAUCAACUGAUGUUGAGGAAGUGAAAGAUAAUGAUAUUAGUGAGGAUGUAUUGGCAUUUGAGCCAACAAACAACAAUGAUGCAAUUCAUACUGGAGCAUCUUGA
This is a messenger RNA of Papaver somniferum (opium poppy), 666 nucleotides long. RefSeq names its product zinc finger BED domain-containing protein RICESLEEPER 2-like. Bases 1 to 666 code for a protein of 221 amino acids. The record is from RefSeq and is a predicted model, not a curated record. The transcript has 5 exons. Gene Ontology annotation, molecular function: DNA binding; protein dimerization activity. NCBI's taxonomy places the organism in Eukaryota, Viridiplantae, Streptophyta, Magnoliopsida, Ranunculales, Papaveraceae.